Molecule: messenger RNA, 977 nt
Organism: Magnolia sinica
Lineage: Eukaryota; Viridiplantae; Streptophyta; Magnoliopsida; Magnoliales; Magnoliaceae
Product: cyclin-U1-1-like
Exons: 2
Coding region: 146-799 (217 amino acids)
Biological process (GO): regulation of cyclin-dependent protein serine/threonine kinase activity
Molecular function (GO): protein kinase binding
Source: RefSeq, a predicted model, not a curated record
GCAAUACAUCGUUAUGUAUUCUAGCAAACCUCCACCUCACAUUGCACAGUUGUAGAAUAUCCCAUUUUCUUACAUAGAGAGAAAAUGAAGAAAGAGAAGAACCUCCAUCAGAAAUGGUGUAAAUAGUGACCAAUUACUUCCAUAGAUGCUGAUCAACGGUGACGAUGACAUCACGCUGGAGGCCGAGUCGACCACGCCGCGGGUCCUAACGGUGCUAUCGUUCGUGCUAGAACGGCUAGUGGCCCGCAACGACCAGGUGGGGUCGCACCCAAUUGAGCCAUUGAUGGAGUCGGGCAAGGGUUUAAGCGUGUUUCAUGGAGUACGUGCUCCAAAUAUCAGCAUUUUCAAAUACUUGGAGAGAAUUUAUAAGUAUGUCAGUUGUAGUCCGUCGUGUUUCGUCGUCGGAUUCGUAUACAUUGACCGAUUAAUGCACAAGCACCCCGACUCGCUCGUCAUGUCGCUCAACGUACAUAGAUUGAUUGUUACUAGUGUUAUGGUCGCGUCGAAGGUCCUUGAUGAUGUGCACUAUAACAAUGCAUUUUAUGCACGAGUCGGAGGCGUAAGCAAUGCCGAGCUGAACCGGCUCGAGCUAGAACUACUCUUCUUGCUGGAUUUCGGUGUUACAGUUAGCUCACGUGUCUUCGAGAGCUAUUGUCUGCAUUUGGAGAAGGAGAUGAUGUGGAGUGGCGUCGGCCAGAGGAUCGAGCAGUCCAUGUCUAAUCCACCCGAUGAUGAAACCGAAAUAUCGGUAGGCGACACACAGCAGAGUUCUUCACCACCACCUCAUGUAAUUGAUUAAAUGUUAGGAAAUGCUUCUUUUAUGGGUAGGAAAUUAUUUAGUAGGCUGGUUUUGUAAUACAAGUAAUUAAAAAAAAAAAAAAAAAAGCUGAUGUAGUAUACGUGUGUUAGAUCUGGGCCGUUCAUGGUGGAGGGCAUGUGGAUGAAUAGCAGUCGAAAUUCAAUACUGUUUAUGUGGA